UUUUGAUGGAGGGUAGUAUGUGGAAAAAUGCACUGGAGAAAGCACAGCCAAGUGUUCUGUGAAGAAACAUAGCCAUCAAGAGAGAGAAUCGAUACAGAAACUUAAAUGAUAUGCUCCAGGCUCUUCUGACUCCAUUUGGUACUAAAAUUGAAGAAAAGGAAACUGAAACUAAGAUUUCAGGGUUCCUAGGUCCACCGUCAGAUGAGUCAUUUGUGAUACCAGCUGCAGAAACUAAAAAGUAGAGGGACAGCAAAUAGUAAGUUAUUUUGAGAGCUGAUAGCACUUUUGGUGGCUGGCUGAGUGAGGUCCUGUCUGAAGAGAUAGAAGAGUAUCUGAGUGGCCACUGCUGACCAUGGGAGACUAUACCAGGGAAGAAGACAUCAUCGCCAUGGAUUGUGAGAUGGUAGGAGUGGGACCUCUUCAGGAAAGCGGGCUGGCUCGGUGCAGUCUCGUGAACUAUCAUGGCUUGGUGGUGUAUGACAAAUACAUCAAGCCAGAAGGGGAGAUCACAGAUUAUCGUUCCCAUGUAAGUGGGAUACAACCCAGCCACAUGCUGGUAGCCAUACCUUUUGCAAGAGCCAAAGAAGAGAUCUUGGCAAUCCUCCGAGGCAAGCUGGUGGUAGGCCAUGACCUCCGGUAUGACUUUAAGGCACUGAAAGAAGACAUGACAAGAUACAAGAUCUAUGAUACCUCCCAAGACAGGCUGCUUUGGGCAGAGGGAGGUCUGGCCGGCUGCCGGAGGGUAUCCCUCAAGGUUCUGUGUGAGAGGAUCCUUAAGCAAAGAAUUCAGAACAGCAGUUUCGGACACUCCUCUGUGGAAGAUGCUAAAGCUACUAUGGAACUUUAUAAAAGAUCCAGAAUAAUAAGGGCCCGCUAAAAAGAGGAGAAUGUGGGGGAGGAUGGCCUAAACACAGCUGUCUUGCUGUUCAAAAGUUGAUCUCAAGAAGAUGGAUGGAAGCCACAAACUUUCAGGGAAAUCUUCUUUCUUUUACAAACAGCAUCUCCCAAAGCCUUUUAGUUUCUUGCUUGUUUUAUGAUAAUAAAAUUGAUCUCUAUUUUCUCAA
Messenger RNA from Sarcophilus harrisii (Tasmanian devil), 1064 nucleotides. It is a transcript of the gene ISG20, whose product is annotated as interferon stimulated exonuclease gene 20. Gene Ontology annotation, biological process: DNA catabolic process; negative regulation of viral genome replication; defense response to virus. Lineage: Eukaryota; Metazoa; Chordata; Mammalia; Dasyuromorphia; Dasyuridae. The coding region runs from base 353 to 877 and encodes 174 amino acids. Gene Ontology annotation, molecular function: exonuclease activity; nucleic acid binding. The record is from RefSeq and is a predicted model, not a curated record. Gene Ontology annotation, cellular component: nucleus. The transcript is spliced from 4 exons.